CUACCAACAACAAGGUCUUUAAACCUUGGAAGGGCUAGAAGAACCAACCGUAGCAAUCGGCCGACGAUAUGAGUGGGUUUCCUGAAGUUGACCGAAAGAGGUGGUUGGCAAACAGCGCUAGCCACUUAGGUAAAUAAGCUCCUGCCAACCCCAGUUCCGAUAUCGCCAGGGAACCAAGAGGGAAAAAAAAAGCUUCCAGUCACCUCCGCUGAGGGGCGCCAUUUCACCUCCAAACAAUCCGAAAGCGAGGAUUCAACCAUAGCACUAAACAGUCUAAAGGAUCAAACCCACUCAAUUGCUGACUAGCAAGAGGAGAAGAGACUCCCGUGUUUCCAAACAUGGCAGAAGCGCCCUUAACAAAUGGCUGUAGCUCACCACUCACUCCCAGGCUGAACUCUUUCUCGCUGACUGAAUACUCCGCAAAUCCUUCCCCGCCUAGUGAGAGGCAUGGUCUGCCUCCUGACUGGGAGAUUCCAGAGGCUUUUCUACUGCCAAAUGGAUAUCCAGAUUACUUGCGGUUGAUUCUGACCUCUCGCGUGUACGAUGUUGUCAAAGAAACACCCUUAACACACGCUGUGAAUAUGAGCAACCGAUUGGAAUGCAAAGUCUUUUUGAAACGAGAGGAUUUGCUUCCCGUCUUUAGCUUCAAACUUCGAGGUGCCUAUAACAAGAUGGCUCAUUUGAGUCCAGAGAGAAUGUGGAAGGGUGUUAUUGCGUGUUCCGCAGGAAACCAUGCCCAGGGUGUUGCGUACUCUGCACGAACAUUAAAGAUCCCCGCUACCAUCGUGAUGCCCCAAGGCACCCCUGCUAUCAAGCACCGAAAUGUCGCUCGAUUAGGUGGCACGGUUGUAUUGCAUGGACGUGAUUUCGACGCAGCAAAGCAGGAAGCUGCCAGACUUUCCAAACUACACGAUCUUACGAAUAUCCCCCCCUUUGAUGACCCGUAUGUCAUUGCUGGCCAAGGCACCUGCGGGAUGGAGCUACUGCGCCAAUGCAAUAUACAGAAUAUCGAAGCGGUGUUUUGCUGUGUAGGUGGCGGGGGAUUAAUUGCCGGCAUUGGAGUUUAUCUCAAGAGAAUUGCACCACACGUCAAGAUCAUCGGUGUAGAAACGCACGAUGCGAACGCAAUGGCUCAGUCCCUCGUGAACGGCGAGAGGGUUACUUUGGGUGAAGUUGGGUUAUUUGCAGACGGUGCGGCCGUGCGGGCCGUAGGCAAAGAAACUUUCCGGUUAUGCAGAGAGGUGGUCGAUGAUAUUAUCCAGGUGUCGACCGACGAGGCAUGCGCGGCGAUCAAGGACAUUUUUGAGGAUACAAGAUCAGUAGUGGAGCCGGCCGGCGCCCUCGCACUUGCCGGUCUGAAGAAAUAUGUCGCGAUGAAUCCAUCCCCUGAUCCCAAUCGAGAGCUUGUGGCGGUAACUUCCGGAGCGAAUAUGAAUUUCGACAGGCUCCGUUUUGUAGCUGAGCGUGCUACGUUGGGUGAGAGGAAAGAGGCUUUACUGAGCGUCACCAUCCCUGAGCGCCCAGGCUCGUUCGCGAAGCUCGUGGAAACCGUGACUCCGCAUGAUGUUACUGAGUUCAGCUACCGCUACUCCAACAGCGAAUCUGCGGUGGUGUUCAUGGGAAUAUCACUAUCCACCUCGACAGGAACAGAGGAUUUGGGUCUAAUAGUAAACCAAUUAUUGCAGGGUGGGAUGAUAGCGCAGGAUCUAAGCGAUAAUGAGCUUGCAAAGACGCAUAUCCGAUAUCUUGCCGGUGGACGAAGUAACGUCGUCGACGAAAGACUCUUCAUGUUUGAAUUCCCCGAACGCCCCGGAGCGCUAGUGAAGUUCCUCACCACCCUCCGGCCACACCAGAAUAUCUCAUUGUUCCACUAUCGUAAUUACGGGAGUGACGUGGCUAAGGUCCUUGCGGGGAUUCAGUGCCCAGCCACGGAGAAGACAGAGCUUGAGGGGUUCCUAUACGAUUUGGGUUACCCAUUCACGGAGUGCACGGAUUCGCCGGUUUACAAGAUGUUUUUGCGAGAGUAAUUGGUUUUUAGUUGCUUCGUUUGUCAUGGAGAUUCCCCCCAGUCCUUUUUCAAAAAAAUUGCAGUUGUGGUUUUCAUCCCUUGUGUCCGGAUUUCACAUACUUUUAUUACUAUGAUGCUGGCGCUUUAUUAGUUUAGAAAGAGGGCGGAAGGCGUUUGAAGAUUUUUAGCUUUUAUUGAACUCUAAUCUAUUGAUUUACUCAGCUUCACAUUAACUAGGUUUAGAUAAAAAGAAUCGAUGGCACAUGCACAUGUACAUGCGGGAAUCAGCUGUAGCGUGAAGAGAUCUCUUUUUCAUAGUUUCUUCCAUUGCCAAACCCAUUUCAAAACAGGCCCUCGUCGCGACCGGAUAAACUAAAUUCCGGCUGAGUUCCCUC
Blastomyces gilchristii SLH14081 is the source of this 2403-nucleotide messenger RNA. RefSeq names its product threonine ammonia-lyase, biosynthetic. The transcript is spliced from 3 exons. The record is from RefSeq and is a predicted model, not a curated record. Bases 339 to 2027 code for a protein of 562 amino acids. Gene Ontology annotation, biological process: L-threonine catabolic process. NCBI's taxonomy places the organism in Eukaryota, Fungi, Ascomycota, Eurotiomycetes, Onygenales, Ajellomycetaceae. Gene Ontology annotation, molecular function: pyridoxal phosphate binding; threonine deaminase activity.